AUGGCUUUGGCAAUGGUGCCUGUGCUAAAUGGCACGUCAAAUCUAGUACUCAAAGCUUUGCAAAAUGAAGCCCAGUUUGCACUUGACUUUAAAGCUCAGUUGGAGGAAAUGAAGACAAAGCUUGAUCCUAUGAAGGCCUUCCUGUCAACUUACAACCUCAGGAAUCAUGGAGAUUUUCUCCGGCCGGUGCUGUGUAAUAUGAGAAACCUAAUUUAUGAAGCUGAUGACAUACUUACAGAUUGCCAACUUAGAGAUGAAUAUCGGAAACAUGGAUCAUCAGCCUUCAGCAGGAAUUUCUCGCCUCGUGGAUUGAAAUUUAUGUAUGAAACAGGCAAGAAACUGAAAAAUAUUAACGAGCGGAUUAAGAAAAUGGAGGCUAAUUUACAGACAUAUUUGGUAGCAGAAGCCAAACUCGAUUAUAAAGCAGACAAUCAAGGAAAAAGAAAUAUCUCGCAGGAAUAUUAUGACCCAUCUGAGAUAAUUGGGUUGGAGAAUGAUAUUGAGAAGAUAAAAGGAUGGAUGCUUAGCAGUAAUGAGGAACUUCGCCAUGUUGGCAUUGUGGGGAUGGGGGGUUUGGGCAAAACUACCAUUGCCCGGAAAUUAUUCAAUGAUAAAGACGUAAUUCAUCACUUUCAUAAGACGAUUUGGGUGACUGUGACUAAAAAUUUCACUGAACAACGUAUUAUGAGGGGGAUGUUGGAACAGUUAGGAAUGAAAUGCUCUGGAUUUGAGAAACGCGAACUGUUGCCCCAAAUUAAAAAAAUGCUUAGCGAUAACAAAUGUCUUAUUGUCAUGGAUGAUGUCUGGAAAGUGGAUUUAGAUUUGUGGGGCAGGUUAUGCUGUCAAAGCAGUAUCUUCAUCAUCACAUCUAGGAGGGAAGAUGUUAUAAAGAGAAUGGGAGUCGAGGACUCAAGGAUCCAUCAACCCAGACCUUUAAACAAAGAGGAAAGUUGGUCAUUACUUUGCAAGUAUGCAUUUUCCAGAAGCAGGGGACGAUGCUACGAUGAAGGGUUAGAAAAGGAAGGAAGAGAAAUCUUGGAGAAAUGUGGGGGACUUCCGCUAGCAAUCAAGACAAUUGGAGCUUUACUUGCCCCAAAAGCUGAUUCCCCAAGACAGUGGAAAGAGAUUUGUCAAGAUUUUCACCAAUUGGCAACCAAAGGAGACGACACUGCUUCGGUGACAUCUUCUCUUAAACUGAGCUACGAUGAACUCCCUGCUCAUCUAAAGUCAUGUCUAUUGUGUUUCUCCAUUUUCCCUGAAGACAUUACAAUACAUGCUGAACAAAUAGUACUUUGGUGGGUGGGAGAGGGUCUCAUUCUGGGUGAUGAGAGAAAGACAGCUAUUGAAUUGGGAUAUGAAUAUCUUUCACAACUAGCCAGUAGAUGCCUAAUUGAGGUUGAGAAUCGACGAGCCUAUGAUGGGAUGAUCUAUAGUUGCAAGAUGCACGAUCUGGUUCGAGAUAUGACCAUUGACAUCGCGAAGGAUGAGGCGUUUGGCAGCUUUGAUGAGCAAUGCAACCAGAAAUUUACUGAGGAUUCAAGAUGGUUGGGUUUCACCAGUGACAUGGAUCCAAAAUCAUUGAAAAAUAGUUCAAAGUUGAGGGCAUUGUUACUGAUGUCAAGCCACUCUGCUUCCCCUGAUACGAGUUCGGAUUCUGUUUCCUUUGAUAGGACUUUGAAGUUGCUUAGGUCGCUACGGGUGCUAGAUUUCUCCCAUCUACAUACAAGAAGUCCGCUUGAAGAUCUCUUUAAAUGGAUCUGUUCACUUAAACGCCUAACAUAUCUCAACUUAAGUGGAGUUGUAGACCUAAAAGAAGUGCCGUGCUUAAUAGGAAAGCUUCGCAAUCUCCGAACUUUGGUUUUGAGCGAAUGCAAUAAUUUAGCCAAACUAGAUCCAGCAACUACUAAUUUGAAGAAGCUGAUUCUCCUGGAUGUAGGAUUUUGUUGUCGUCUGCAAUACCUACCUUUUGGACUAGAGAAGCUAGUAAAUCUGCAGGAACUUUCUGGAUUUCAGAUAGUGAAUCAGACCAACAGACAAAGCUGUCGACUUCUUGAGCUCCAGAGCCUAAAGCAAUUAAGAGUUCUACGAAUGAAUAUAAAUGAUAAGAGUGAAAUCUCGGAAUAUGAAUGCAAUGUCUUGUCAAAGCUUGAGAAACUUAAGGUUUUAGUUAUUAAUGCAGAUAAUUGUAAAGAUAAGAGCGUUUUUGAGAAUCUCGAUCGACUUUCCCCUCCUCCAAGUCUUAAGGAGCUUUAUCUUAAGCGCUACCGACAUGAAACUCUACCAAAAUGGAUCAAUCCUAAGCAGCUUUCAAGUUUGCUAUAUCUCUGUCUUGAACAUGUAGACGCUGUCCAGAUCCAGAUGAGUACUACAAGUGAAUCUGAGGGUAUCAGCACCUCCAAAUGGAAGCUUGAAGGUCUACGUUUAAAGUACAUGGCAUAUUUACAACUGGACUUGAAGAGCUUAGAGCAGGAUUUGCCUUUCCUAAAUUAUGUUGAGGUCAGUUGCUGUUACAAUCUGAACAACUUACCCGAAUCUGACAAAUUACUACCUAUAAUUUGGAGGAAGAAUCAAGGUCGAUUAGUGAGAACUCAGUGA
This is a messenger RNA of Pistacia vera, 2595 nucleotides long. RefSeq names its product disease resistance RPP13-like protein 4. Gene Ontology annotation, biological process: defense response to other organism. The coding region runs from base 1 to 2595 and encodes 864 amino acids. Lineage: Eukaryota; Viridiplantae; Streptophyta; Magnoliopsida; Sapindales; Anacardiaceae. The record is from RefSeq and is a predicted model, not a curated record. The transcript has a single exon. Gene Ontology annotation, molecular function: ADP binding.